UUCUUUGAAAUUCUAUCAAAAAUCAUAUUUGUCGUUCAACGUUUGAGCUCGAACUUCGCCGAGAACCCUUCCAUGUCAGUCCCUCUCUUUCACAAUUGCCAUCUGCCGCUAAGGAACUCGGUCUCCUUUGUGUGCAAACACAGCUACAGCUUCAGCAAACAAGAGCAAACCCAGAAGCGGGAUGGGUUGAAAUUCAUUCGUGGCGUGAAGCUCUUGAAGGAUCUAAGCACUUGGGGCAUUGGAGGCCCUUGCAAUCAUUUCGUCCAGGUUUACAAUCAAACCCAGCUUGUUUCUGCUGUCAGAUACUGUCAUGAGCAUUGCAUACGAUUCGUUGUUAUUGGUAAAGGCUCAAAUUGCCUCUUUGACGACAUGGGUUUUGAUGGUUGUGUUAUUCUAAACCGGAUUGAGUUCUUGGAGACGAAUGAACCCGGAAUUUACAGAGUUGGAAGCGGUUUUCGAUUUAAUAAAUUGGGCAUCAAGUGUUCGAAUGAAGGUUUCACAGGCCUUGAAUUUGCCGGAGGAAUUCCUGGGACUGUAGGGGGAGCAGCUUAUAUGAACGCUGGAGCCAAUGGGCAGGAGACUGCUGAUGUUGUUGAUAGCAUUGACAUUAUAAAAACUGAUGGAAGGUUGCAGACACUUAGCAAAAUUGAUCUUAACUUUGGCUACCGGUCAUCCUCAUUUCAAUAUAUGGAAGACUUGGCAGCCAUUGUUGCAGUCACAUUCCGGCUGCACCCCUCAGGAUCAUCACAGAAAAGGCUACAGGAGUAUCUAAAAAGGAGGAGAGUAUCUCAACCGAUGGGGGAAAGAAGUGCUGGGUCAGUGUUCCAAAAUCCUUGCCAUUUGGGAGUUGCAGCAGCUGAGUUGAUUGAGAAAGCUGGAUUAAAAGGUUUUAGAGUGGGAGGAGCCAUGGUGUCCAACAUCCAUGCCAACUUCUUCAUAAAUUUUGGUGGCUCAACUUCUCAAGACAUGCUUGACCUCCUUGCUACCGUCAAGGAGAAGGUUGAUCAGAAGUUUGGAAUACAACUUAAGGAAGAAGUAUUAUAUGUAUAUCCAUAUUGUGAUGAUUUGAAUCCAAACAGAGACAAAUUGACAAGUCAUGUAAUAUUUGAUCAAGGGAAACAAGAAAGCUGAUUCAUU
Molecule: messenger RNA, 1137 nt
Organism: Corylus avellana
Lineage: Eukaryota; Viridiplantae; Streptophyta; Magnoliopsida; Fagales; Betulaceae
Biological process (GO): cell wall organization
Cellular component (GO): cytosol
Molecular function (GO): FAD binding; UDP-N-acetylmuramate dehydrogenase activity
Source: RefSeq, a predicted model, not a curated record